Messenger RNA from Paramisgurnus dabryanus, 2350 nucleotides. RefSeq names its product protein disulfide isomerase family A, member 5 (gene pdia5). Gene Ontology annotation, biological process: protein folding. The record is from RefSeq and is a predicted model, not a curated record. Gene Ontology annotation, cellular component: endoplasmic reticulum. Lineage: Eukaryota; Metazoa; Chordata; Actinopteri; Cypriniformes; Cobitidae. Gene Ontology annotation, molecular function: protein disulfide isomerase activity.
UGGAUUGCGCCUGCGCAGACAGACGUGGCAGCGGCAUCAUGGCUUCUGGGAACCGAUACGGGAGACAUAGGAUACAGAUCGAAAUGUUCAUUUUAUUAACGUUGGUUACAGUGUUAUCUGCUCUGCAGGCAGUAAAAGUGUCUCCACUCAUAGAAAAAGUCAAUGAUCACAAGGAUUUCAAGAAACUUCUCAGGACCCGAACUAAUGUUCUUGUCCUGUAUACUAAGUCAGCUACGUCUGGAGAUGCCUAUCUGAAGCUUCUGUCUGAUGUUGCCCAGGCCGUGAAAGGUCAGGGCACCAUCGCCUGGGUGAAUUGUGGAGAUUCAGAAGGCCGUAAACUCUGUAAAAAAGUCAAGGUAGACCCCAGCUCGAAAACCAAAGGAGUCGAAGUCCUGCAUUACAAGGAUGGGACCUUUCACAUCGAAUACAACAGACCAGCCACAUUUAAGUCCAUGGUGGCUUUCCUGAAAGACCCUGCAGGUGCCCCCUUAUGGGAGGAGAACCCUGAGGCUAAAGACGUUGUUCACGUUGAGACAGAAAAGGACUUUCGUAAACUUCUAAAGAGAGAAGAGCGGCCCAUCCUCAUGAUGUUUUACGCCCCAUGGUGUGGGGUGUGUAAAAGGAUGCAGCCCAUUUUUCAACAAGCAGCCACUGAGACGAAAGGAAAAUUUGUGCUGGCAGGGAUGAACGUGCAUCCGGCGGAGUUUGACGGGUUGAAGCAGGAGUUUUCCGUCAAGGGCUACCCAACCUUCUGCUACUUUGAGAAGGGAAAGUUCUUGCAUCACUAUGAGAAUUACGGAGCUACAUCCAAAGACAUCGCUGACUGGUUGAAAAAUCCCCAACCUCCACAACCUAAAACUCCAGAGGUACCUUGGUCAGAGUCAGAUUCUGCGGUUUUCCAUUUGACCGAUGAGACCUUCGACACAUUCCUAGAGGAGCAUCCUUCUGCCUUGGUCAUGUUUUACGCCCCUUGGUGUGGACACUGUAAGAAGAUGAAGCCAGAAUAUGAUGAAGCUGCUGAGAUCCUCAACAAAAAUCCAGAUAGUCCAGGUGUAUUGGCAGCAGUGGACGCCACCAUUCACAAGUCUGUAGGAGAGCGCUUUAAAAUCUCAGGCUUCCCUACGGUGAAGUACUUUGAAAAGGGGGAGGAGAAGUACACACUUCCUCAUCUGCGAAGCAAAGAAAAGAUCAUCGAGUGGCUGCAAAAUCCCCAGGCCCCACCGCCUCCAGAAAAGUCAUGGGAGGAGACACCGUCCAGCGUGAGCCAUCUAGGUGCUGAAGAUUUCAGGGAAUCUCUGAAAAAGAAGAAACAUGCCCUUGUCAUGUUUUAUGCUCCGUGGUGCCCGCACUGCAAGAACGCUGUCCCUCAUUUCACGACAGCAGCCGAGCUUUUCAAAGAGGACCGCAAGAUUGCGUACGCUGCAGUGGACUGCACAAAGGGACAGAACCAUGAGCUGUGCAAACAGGAAGGGGUUGAGGGUUACCCAACAUUCAGCUAUUAUAACUACGGCAAAUUCAGUGAGAAAUACAAUGGGGAAAGAGGGGAAGCCGGUUUCACAGGUUUCAUGAGAAAUCUCAGGGGCCGGGACCAGGAGAAAGUGGGAAAGCGGAAGGAUGAGCUUUAAUCGUGUGGGUGUGGUCAUGUCCAUGGGGGGAGUCUAUCAUUGCACUGUGACUUGGGCAGGAACAUCCCAGCACUGACGCCACAGACUUGAAAACCUCAGCUAAAACGCUAUUUUUUAUAUAUAACGGUGCCCUUAUGUUUGUAAUACCAAUGUACAACCAUCAAAAACUUUAGAGUUUGCUUUUUGUCUUAGUUUUUUUUUAUUAUUUCUUCAUGUUUUGUGAAAUUGUUCCCAAAUACUGUGACUUAAGUUACUGUAAUCUACAUACACCUGAAAUCUAUGCAAUACUGGACCCUCGUUCCCCAGGGUCUCGUACGUGUGAUGGUGACUUGUGUUAAUGGGGAAAGCCGGUUAUCAGCGGGACGCAUUGUCUUUACUCCCAUUCCAGUUAAGAGACAUAAUGUGUACAAUCGUAUCUGCAAAUAUUUUUGUAUAAAAGAAAAAAUCUGGAAAAAUGCUGACAUAAUGGCUUUUGGAGAAAGUUGUUGUAGCUCAACUUUGUGGCCUUAAAUGUUUGGAUAACUUUCAUCCAAACCGUGCAUUGCAUCUUUGACAAUUUUUUUGGUUUGAAAAUACUAGGGCCAAAAGGCAAAGCAAACACAUGUAUUCAAGCAAGUCGUUUUUUAUUGUAACUAAGUCAUGUUGAUGUGUGAGAAUAAAAUCAUAUGGGAAACUAGAAAAUGCCAAAAACAAAAGAUCUCAAUAAUAGUUUUCAAACAUUUCUU